Molecule: messenger RNA, 2692 nt
Organism: Dreissena polymorpha
Lineage: Eukaryota; Metazoa; Mollusca; Bivalvia; Myida; Dreissenidae
Product: ankyrin repeat domain-containing protein 16-like
Exons: 7
Coding region: 109-1197 (362 amino acids)
Molecular function (GO): protein binding
Source: RefSeq, a predicted model, not a curated record
AUGCAUAUGUUUUGACAGUUAAUUAACAAGUUGAAUAGAUAUAAUCGAUUGUAAAUUUCUUUCAUCUUGAUAAAUCAACAUAAGUAUGAAACGGUGUGACAAUAACUUAUGGAUGCAGACAUUGCACGAGCCUCUCAAGCCGGGGAUAUAGAGUAUUUUCAACAUCAGCUAAAGAAUGAUGUAUGCAAAAGGAAAAUCAUAGAUUACUUUCAUCCGAAAUCAGGUGACACAGUCGUACAUUAUGCAUCAAGAAACGGUCACGUGAGAUUGUUACAACAUUUUGCAGUGGAAGGCUUCAGCCUGGAAAUAACCAACUUUGAUGGCAAAAGACCUCUGCACGAAGCAGCGCACGCCGGACAGAAUGCCUGUGUAACGUACCUUUUGUCUGCGGGAGUGGUGGUUGACCCAUUGAAAAGGGCUGAUUGGACUCCUUUAAUGCUAGCUUGUUCCAAGGUUGACCUUUAUGUUGUCCAGGAAUUGGUGAAUCAUGGAGCCAACUUAAAACUCAAGAACAAAGAUGGCUGGAACUGUUUCCAUGUCGCGGUCAGGGAGGGCAAUCUGGACAUUAUUGCCUAUCUUCUUGACUGUGAUUCUACUUUGUGGGACACAGUCAGUCUCAAUGGCAGGUCUCCACUGCACACGGCAGCUCUUCAUGGUCAUGUGGGCGUGGUCAGAUACCUUUUAGAGGCGUGUCACUACGUGACUGACACCCAGGACAGCUGUGGCUCCACCCCUCUCAUGGAUGCCGUCAGGGAGGACAGCAUUGGUUGCAUGGAGCUUCUGAUACACAUGCAUUGUGCCGACGUCUUCAAAGUUGACAACCUGGGCAGGCAGUGUGUGCAUGUGGCCUGUCAGACGGGAAGUCUCAACUCCCUGGUGUGCCUGGUUGAGACCCAUAGGGCGGAUCAAGGGAUCCACAUCAGCCCCAGUGGGGCUAUGUGCCUUCACAUAGCAGCCAAGGAAGGCCAUGUUAACGUGAUCAGUUACCUUCUACAGAAGAAAGUCAACAUUGAUGCUCAAGACAGUAAAGGUCGCACAGCGCUACACAUAGCUGCUGGAGCUCAAAAAGCAGACUGUGUCAGAGUGUUACUGAAGCAUGGUGCGAGCAUCAUGGAAGACCAGACUGGUUCGACACCCAAGCAGUUGGCCCUGAAACCGGAAGUGACUCAGAUAUUUGAACACUUGGAGAAGACUUGAGGCAGGCGUCUUUCAAUUCUGUGUUAACAGCUUUGUGUUCCCUAGGUGUAUUAUGACUUACAUCAAAGGUUGGAAUGAAUGACCUUAGAAAGGAUUUUAGGACCAAUCAAUAUACAAGUCAUGUGACCAGGCUGGGAUCAAAUCCCUGUUAUUGGAUUAGUGGUCCAAUGCUCUAACAACUUAGCUAGCUGGCCUUUUAGGAGAAGUGAGCAACUAACCCUUUCAGUGCGGGAACCGAAUUUUAAAGGCCUUUGCAAACAGUUUGGAUCCAGAUGAGACGCCACAGAACGUGGUGUCUCAUCAGGAUCCAAACUGUUUGCUAUUCUGUAAGUAUUCUUUGAAAAAAAAUCGAAGAAAAUGCUAAUUUUAGAAAUUCAGCAGACAACAUUUUUGCAGACAACAAAUUUCCCAGCAUGCAAAGGGCUUAUCCUGGAAAGCUUAGAAUUGACUUGUGUCUGCAGUGGUCUUGGAAAUGUAUACAGUUAUGUUAAGCAGUUCUGUUUUAAGGAAACAAGGGUCUUGAAUAGUCUUAUGUACAAAGAGCAAUCAGAUAGGAGAAUGAUAGGACCCUGUGAGUAUUAUACCAAUAACAUGUGACCAAAAAUGAAAUGAUUCACAUAAGGUUGUAUCAAGAAAAAAAAAAAAAAGUAUAUAUAUCAAGAAAGUACUUAGACAGGGUUUGAAAAGGAUAUAGUUUUGUAAAUAAUUCUGUAGUGCUCAAAUGAUCAGUUUAUGGUUUAAACAUUUGUUAUGCUCCCCCAAAAAAUUGGGGGGGGGGGAGCAUAUAGUUGCCGCUUUGUCUGUCCAUGCGUGUGUGUGUGCGUCCGUCCGUCCGUGCACAAUUUUUGUCCGGGCUAUUUCUCAGCAACUAAUGACCGGAAUUCAAUGAAACUUUAUGGGAAGCUUCACUACCAAGAGGAGAUGUGCAUAUUAUCAGCCUGUUCUGGUCGGAUGAUUUUUCACAGAGUUAUGGCCCUUUGAAAUUUUCCAUUAACUGUACAUAUAGUGCAAUUUUUGUCCGGGCUAUUUCUCAGCAACUAAUGACUGGAAUUCAAUGAAACUUAAUGGGAAGCUUCACUACCAAGAGUAGAUGUGCAUAUUAUCAGCUGGUUCUCGUCGGAUGAUUUUUCACAGAGUUAUGGCCCUUUGAAAUUUUCCAUUUACUGUACAUAUAGUGCAAUUCUUGUCCAGGCUAUUUCUCAGCAACUAAUGACUGGAAUUCAAUUAAAAUUUAUGGGAAGCUUCACUACCAAGAGGAGAUGUGCUUAUUAUCAGCCAAUUCUGGUCAGAUGAUUUUUCACAGAGUUACGGCCCUUUGAAAUUUUUAAGUUGCUAAACCAUCCAUCGUAUUAUUUUGUCCAAAGUUAUGCCCCUCAAGACGUUUCUUUUGAUCUGAAUAUAUAGUGCAAUGUUGUGACAACAAACACUUUAGGGAGCAUCACCCAUCUCCGACGGUUUCUUGUUGUACUAUGUAUUGAUUAAAUGUUGAAUUCAA